GGAACAGAACAACAUAGCGGCACGCAACACGCCAGCUGCAGCAAAGCGCCGUGCCGCGCCGCUUCCCCAAGACCCAAGUCACCUGCCAUCUCCUCUCUUCUCCAGCAGCAGCGACCUCGCCACGCGCCGGCGCCGCGCGCAGCAACGGCAUGGCGAUGUCUCGCGCCGCGGCGGCGGUCAGGCAGCGGAGGUGCGGGCCGCUCCUGCCCGCGGCGAGGUCCAUGGCGUCGUGGUUCGGCCACGUGGAGCCGGCCGCCAAGGAUCCCAUCCUCGGCGUCACCGAGGCCUUCCUCGCCGACCCCUCGCCGGACAAAGUGAACGUCGGCGUCGGUGCGUACCGGGACGACGACGGGAAGCCCGUGGUGCUCGAGUGCGUGCGCGAGGCGGAGCGGCGCGUCGCCGGGAGCACCAACAUGGAGUACCUUCCGAUGGGAGGAAGCGUGAAGAUGAUUGAGGAAUCGCUGAAGCUGGCAUACGGGGAGGAUUCUGAGUUCAUCAAGGACAAGAGGAUCGCGGCAGUGCAGGCUCUUUCAGGGACUGGUGCAUGUCGCCUCUUUGCAGAUUUCCAGAAACGCUUCUUGCCGGAUUCACAGAUCUACAUACCUACGCCUACAUGGUCAAACCAUCACAACAUUUGGAGGGAUGCCCAGGUACCACAAAGAACAUUUGCCUACUACCAUCCAGAGUCAAGAGGACUGGACUUUGCAGGCCUAAUGGAUGAUAUCAAAAAUGCUCCAGAGGGUUCCUUCUUUUUGCUUCAUGCGUGUGCUCACAAUCCCACUGGGGUUGAUCCUUCUGAGGAACAAUGGAGAGAGAUAUCUCACCAGUUUAAGGUGAAGAACCAUUUCCCAUUUUUUGACAUGGCGUACCAAGGGUUUGCCAGUGGUGACCCAGAGAGAGAUGCCAAGGCUAUUAGGAUCUUUCUUGAAGAUGGACAUCAAAUUGGAUGUGCACAGUCGUAUGCAAAGAACAUGGGACUUUAUGGCCAAAGAGCAGGAUGCCUUAGUAUUCUCUGUGACGAUGAAAUACAAGCAGUUGCUGUGAAGAGCCAAUUACAACAGAUUGCCAGACCUAUGUACAGCAACCCACCCCUUCAUGGCGCACUAAUUGUUUCCACUAUCCUUGGUGAUCCAGCACUGAAAAGCUUAUGGCUGAAGGAGGUCAAGGGUAUGGCUGAUCGCAUUAUUGGAAUGCGAAAAGCACUUAAGGAGAGUCUUGAAAAGUUGGGUUCACCAUUAUCAUGGGAACAUAUUACUAAUCAGAUUGGCAUGUUUUGCUACAGCGGGAUGACACCUGAACAAGUUGAUCGCUUGACAAAUGAAUUCCACAUAUACAUGACUCGUAAUGGCAGGAUAAGCAUGGCUGGUGUAACAACAGGAAAUGUCGCCUAUUUGGCUAACGCUAUUCAUGAGGUCACUAAGACAAAUUAAGACCCCUUCCUCCUGCCAUUUUGAGAAAUAAGAGGAGCCUUUCAACUUCAAUUUGCAUUUUGCUUUUAAUUUCCUUUAACCUUUUAUGUUCGAACACUGUUGUUUUUAUUAAAUAAUGUCCCACAUAGUUGUGACCUAUGGGUGUGCAAAUAUUGAUUUGUUUCAUCGGAGACACAGAAAGGAGGAUGCCCUAA
Messenger RNA from Triticum aestivum (bread wheat), 1624 nucleotides. RefSeq names its product aspartate aminotransferase, mitochondrial. Gene Ontology annotation, cellular component: mitochondrion. NCBI's taxonomy places the organism in Eukaryota, Viridiplantae, Streptophyta, Magnoliopsida, Poales, Poaceae. The transcript is spliced from 10 exons. Gene Ontology annotation, biological process: amino acid metabolic process; biosynthetic process. The record is from RefSeq and is a predicted model, not a curated record. Gene Ontology annotation, molecular function: L-aspartate:2-oxoglutarate transaminase activity; pyridoxal phosphate binding. The coding region runs from base 150 to 1430 and encodes 426 amino acids.